UCCCAGUGGCCUCAGAAACACCAGCCAUGUCUGUAGAUAUGUCUUCGGAAAAAAUGAUGAAAGUGGAAGAGAAUUUGCAAAGAGCCGUGGCACUUAAGAAGCUGGUCAAUGGAUGGCGGGAUUCACAUACUCACUGUAUGUGGCAGAUGACAUUGAGCCAACGGAGAGACCUGUAUGCUACCCUAAGGAUGCAGGAUGCUAUGGAACAGGAAUUAGCACUGUCCAACAGACAGCUGCUGGUGGUCCGUCAAGCUGCCUUACACCAGCUGUUUGAGGAGGAACAUCAGCAGUACCAGCAGGAACUCGGCCGGAUGGGCAAGGCUUUCUAUGAGGAGAGACUCUGACGCUGCCCCAACACUGCUCUUCCCUCAUGCCUGCUAGCCCAGCCUCUAGUCUCCAUGUGAGCUUCCCAAAACAAACCUGGACCUGGGACUUCAGACCACCCCUUUUCCACUGUCAAGUCAACUCAAAUGUUGCCUCGGAAAACAAGAGUGACGCCUUGUGGUUAGCGUGGGAUAUGCAGUGUCCUAAGGGGAGAGGAUGUCUGGUUUAAAAAGGUUGUGAUUUGGUUUAACAAAAUAAAGCUAACUCUUAAAAAUUUA
This is a messenger RNA of Onychomys torridus (southern grasshopper mouse), 602 nucleotides long. It is a transcript of the gene Cfap141, whose product is annotated as chromosome 6 C1orf189 homolog. The transcript has 4 exons. Lineage: Eukaryota; Metazoa; Chordata; Mammalia; Rodentia; Cricetidae. The coding region runs from base 27 to 344 and encodes 105 amino acids. The record is from RefSeq and is a predicted model, not a curated record.